CCUAAUAUGCACAAGUCUGUUUAUUACCUACUCGCCGCCAGUUGCGUAUCCUCUUUCAUUCCUGCUCCGUUCCUGCAUUUAGUUCAAACAGCAUUAGACAGCAGUGCAUUUUCAAGAAGGAAACUACUCACGAGGUUUCUGAAAACUCUCCGACAGUCCACGACCGGUUUCGCUCUUCUUGGGGUUCAUCAGCUUGAACUCCGGACAUCGGAAAUACGAGGCAAGCUUGUCAACACUACACCACUAGAGGGUGCUGGAUAA
Opisthorchis viverrini is the source of this 261-nucleotide messenger RNA. RefSeq lists its product as hypothetical. NCBI's taxonomy places the organism in Eukaryota, Metazoa, Platyhelminthes, Trematoda, Opisthorchiida, Opisthorchiidae. The transcript has 2 exons. The record is from RefSeq and is a predicted model, not a curated record. The coding region runs from base 7 to 261 and encodes 84 amino acids.